GGUGGUGAGUUAGUGCACAUACAACCGGAAGCCACCUCGGCAAUGCAGUCUGUGAGAAGGCUUGGUUGGCUACCGUGACCAGGGGUGAUGCACUUGGUUAGUCCCUGGGCAGCCAAAGAGACGUUAACAUGCUUGUUCAAGAAACUUGCUUCACCUAGCCUUUGAGGUAGAUUGAAGUUGGGGGCUAAAGUAAAGGUUCAGGUAAAGAGGUGCUAAUGUGGCAAAGUGGUCGUACUCCCCUCCCCCGCUUGGGUGAUGACCAUAGAAAUUGUUCAGAAGGAGAAAGUCAGAAGCCUUUUGCUUGCUUGGCAGUUCUUCUCCGUGUGGGAAAUUGAACUAAUGGAAACGUUCCUAUAGUGUACAUUUUGCCUGCGAGUAGUCUGUCUUUAUUGGCCAUUGCUUUCAGCGGCCAGUUGAUGCAAGAACGCUGAAUGAAGCACCAUUGUGUUUUGAGUUCAUUUUUGUGGAAGAACAUUUUAAAGGAAGGUUUUCCAGAGAUGAUAAAGGUUGCUGCUAUGCACCUUUAGUUUACGUUUAUACUUAACUCUCCCCCACCCCCAAAUCUUAAGCGUCAUCUGUUUCAGUGGUGCAACUCUCUUCACUCUCUUCAUUUCUUUUCGGUUACCAGUCACCUUCAGGCCAUUCAGUGGAGGGACAAGUGGGAAAUAUGAAGUCAGCCAAGCCCCAUGUGACCCACAGUCAGCACGGGGAAUGCCUGCAGGCCCUGAGCCCUCUGCAGUCUACUCUCAGUUCUGCUUCAUCUCCUUCCCAGGCGUAUGAAACGUAUAUCGAUAAUGGACUCAUAUGCCUUAAACACAAAAUUAGAAACAUCGAGAAAAAGAAGCUCAAACUGGAAGAUUAUAAAGAUCGCCUAAAAAACGGAGAGCAGCUUAACCCAGACCAGUUGGAAGCUGUGGAGAAGUAUGAAGAAGUACUACAUAAUUUGGAAUUUGCCAAGGAGCUUCAGAAAACCUUUUCUACACUGAGCCAAGAUCUACUGAAAGCUCAGAAAAAGGCCCAGAGAAGGGAGCACAUGCUAAAACUUGAGGCUGAGAAGAAAAAACUUCGAACUAUACUUCAAGUUCAGUAUGUAUUACAGAAUUUGACACAAGAACAUGUACAAAAAGACUUAAAAGGGGGCUUGAAUGGUGCAAUGUAUUUGCCUUCCAAAGAACUUGACUACCUCAUUAAAUUCUCAAAACUGACCUGCCCUGAAAGAAAUGAAAAGCUGAGUGUUGAAGACCAGAUGGAGCAGUCAUCCUUGUACUUUUGGAACCUUUUGGAAGGUAGUGAGAAAGCAGUGGUAGGAACGACAUACAAACAUGUGAAAGAUCUGCUGUCUAAGCUGCUCAACUCAGGUUAUUUUGAAAAUGUCUCAGUUCUCAAAAAUUCUAAGGAAAAAGAGGAAGAAAUGCUAAUGCAAUCAGGAAAGAAGAAACAAUUACUGAAGACUGAAUCUAUCAAAGAGUCAGAAUCUCCUGUGGAACUCGUGCAGCCUGAGAUACAACCACAGGAGUUUCUUAACAGACGCUAUAUGACAGAAGUAAAUUAUUCAAGAAAACAAGAAAGUGAGGAACGAUCUUGGGAAGCAGAUUAUGUGAGAAAACCAAAUCUCCUCAAAUGCUGGAAUAUGCUUCCUGAACCAGAUGGUCAACAGAAGAAGCAGAAGUCCUCCAAGUCUUGGGAGUCUUCUGUCAGGUCCCAGGAGGUACCAAAAUCCAUGCUUCAGCCUAUGGACUCUUCCUCCCCCUUUCCAAAGGAUCCUCUAUUGAGGAAAGAAAAACUGCAGGACCUCAUGACCCAGAUUCAAGGAACUUGUAACUUUAUGCAAGAAUCUGUUCUAGAUUUUGACAAACCCUCAAGUGCAAUUCCAUCGUCACAGUCGCCUUCAGCUUCUCCAGUUUCUACAGUAUCUGCAGAACAAAACUUGCCCAAUCAAAAUGAUUUUCUUCAAGAGCCAUUACAAGUGACAUCCUCAGUUACUUGUAGCUCAAAUGCUUGCUUGGUUACUACUGAUCAGGCUUCUUCGGAAACUGAAACAGAACUUAUGACCUCAGAGACCUCUGAGAUGGCCGUUUCCACAAGUAAGCCAGCAUCUGCACUUACUUCUCCAAAUCCCCCCUUGUCAAAGGGCUUCCAGUUACCUCCUGCAAGUGGAAUCUCAGCAUCCAUUAGCACAGCACCCUUUCAAGCCUUGCAGACAGUGUUUAAUAUUAACGCACCUCUCCCUCCACUGAAAGAACAAGAAAUGAAAGAAUCCCCUUGUUCGCCUGGCUACAAUCAAAAUUUUACUUCAACAAGUACACAGACAAUAACCCAAUGCCAACUCCCAGCUAUACACAUAGAACAGACAGCCCAACCUCCAGAGACCGGGUACCAUCCUGAUGGAACUGUUCAAGUAAGCAAUGGCAACCUUGCCUUUUACCCAGCACCCACGAGUAUGUUUCCCAGACCUGCUCAGCGUAGUCAGGCAUCUGUGAGAGGAUGUACACGUGGAGGGAGGUUACUAAUGAAUCCGUAUCGGUCUCCUGGUGGCUACAAAGGUUUUGAUAGUUAUAGAGGACCCUCUUCAGCUUCCAAUGGGAAUUACAAUCAGCUGCAGCUGCAAGCUAGAGAAUAUCCUGGAACACCUUACACUCAGAGGGAUAAUUUCCAGCAAUGUUAUAAAAGAUCAGGGACAUCUAGUGGUCUUCAGGCCAAUUCCAAAGCUGACUAAUGUUAAAUGACCUGUGAAACCU
This is a messenger RNA of Cricetulus griseus (Chinese hamster), 2738 nucleotides long. The record is from RefSeq and is a predicted model, not a curated record. NCBI's taxonomy places the organism in Eukaryota, Metazoa, Chordata, Mammalia, Rodentia, Cricetidae.